This is a messenger RNA of Macroventuria anomochaeta, 1906 nucleotides long. RefSeq lists its product as uncharacterized. NCBI's taxonomy places the organism in Eukaryota, Fungi, Ascomycota, Dothideomycetes, Pleosporales, Didymellaceae. Bases 119 to 1810 code for a protein of 563 amino acids. The transcript has 3 exons. The record is from RefSeq and is a predicted model, not a curated record.
AAGAAAAUCAAAAGAUGAGGCGAAAAUCAAAAAUAACCCUGCUCUGUCCUCGCCACCAUCUUCCGCAGUUGAAACUGAAGGAUUAACGUCUUUAUCGGACCUCGAGCUUGUCAAGCUUAUGGAUGAGCGCAUGCAGACAUUGAAGCAAAAGAACGAGGAAAGGCUCAUCGAAGCUAACCAGGUCCUGGCCUACUUGGAGCGACGCUCAGAGAAUAUUCAUCAACAACCCACGGUUGGAGCUGAACCCAAUCGACUUGCAAACUCGGCAGAUGAAAAUGCCCAGGUACCAAUAGUCUACGCAUUUCGGACUCCUGAUGAAGAGUCAAAGGUCUAUGACGAUGAGUCAGACGACACCGAUGUAGACUCAAUCGUUGGAAAUUCGUCAGGCUCGAGUGUUUCCUCCUUGGUAUCAAGGGCACAUCGGGCCAGACUCUCGAGAAAUAAGAUUGAAGGUCGACAUGGUCGACGGACAGGAACAGGGUUAGUAGAAAGAGUAGUUGAUGAGUCGGUAAACAGGGUCUACUCUGGAUCUGAGUCCGUAAUCGGCGGAGGUGGACUAUCACACAACCUACCAGAAAGAACUGAACAUGGUAACGACGGUGGGCCGAACGACGAGCCCGUCAACCAUACACCAGAAGCCCGAACAGAACACGAUAUGGUCGGAGAGGUUAUCGCUUUGCGUCGAGACCUGUCUAUUCUCAAGAGACAGAUAGUCCGUAAGAACAAGAGCUGGCUUGGACAGACCCUAUGUUCAACCUAUGCACGGUGGAAAACACAACUCAGGGAGGUGCCGCGUCCAGGUACGCAGCGUUUGGAGUGGACUUGUGAAUGCGGGGACGAGAUGUUCGCGGACUUGCCCGUCGAGAACGGUGCCCAAUACCAGCAGAUGCUUGAAUUUCUCACGAGGCCUGCACCAAAGACUCAACCCACCAGUCAGAACCGGACCACACCCUCACAGCUUGAAGGAGGUACAGCUCAGCUGAACUACACUUCGUUGCAGUUGAGUCAGAGCAGUAUUGGCCAGAGCAAUGCACCCGCGUCCACGGUUGGUUCUGGCAAUACCUAUGUUGGGUCAGGCAACUCGCAAGCCCCUACCGCACAGCAAAAUGGACUUUACGUGCGAAACAAGUACCUCGAGCUCUGCGUGGACGUUGGAAAGUACGAGACAAAGCUGGCUGAGAUCCAAGUUGCCUCUAGCGAGUCCAACGGCGCCGCCAUCUGCACCGAUGCCCAUCUCUUUCGCCAAAUCUAUCACAGAUACUUCGCCCUUCGGAAGCAUACCUGGCGCCGCUUUCUAUACCGGCCUGCAGGUAUCAAGUUUGUCCACUUCGGAGUUCAAGCUGGUUAUCGAGUGAGCUUCUUCUCCAGCGAUCCGUUACCGUCUGAAGAAAUCAUUGCAUCGAAGCAGUAUGAAUACAAUCUGCAACCUCCUGUACCGCCACCUAUGGACUCUCGGACAUUCUUACAUUACUUUUACAAGCACAAUGCGCAUUCGCAAAGUACGAGUGCUAAAUAUGUCAGUCGACUACCAAAGAAACUUGGAGACAGCUUGACUCGUUCCCUCGGUGUUGAUGAGCUUCUAGAAGGAUGGGGCAUCCAUAUCAUUGAAGGGCCCAAUAAGGUUGCGAUAUGCUGGGCGCUCAUGGUUGUACUGGUAGCAAGCUUCGGAGUCUCGAUUGGAUAUGAUCUCAUCACUCAGUCAGGAGAUAGUGGAUUCGCUAUCGGACAGUGGAUGGUUGCUGCGCUGACGGUGGGGCUGUCGGCGCUAUACUUCAGUCUGGAGGAUGAUGUCAGUUCGAACUUCGACUGAGGGUCGAGCUUGAAGCCAACAUCAUAAUGACAUACCUAUUGCAUGCUCAAGCGUUUCAUGAAGCGACCAUAGAAGGGUUGUGCACAAAACCGAUGA